Molecule: messenger RNA, 915 nt
Organism: Penicillium salamii
Lineage: Eukaryota; Fungi; Ascomycota; Eurotiomycetes; Eurotiales; Aspergillaceae
Source: the annotation of a GenBank genome assembly
AUGACACUGAAAUAUCUCAUUACGGGAGCCACGGGGGGCCUCGGAGCUGGCGUGCUAUCAUACAUGGUUGCAAACCUUCCAGCGAGCGAAUAUGCCGCGGCAUCCUCGAGAGAGGAGAACCGCAAGCGGUUCGAGGACCAAGGUAUUGCCUUCCGAGUGGUGAACUACGAAGAUCCCCAAUCCAUGGAGUCCGCUUUCGAAGACGUUGAGAACCUAUUCUUUGUGAGCACCAAUACCUUCGAUGUUGAGAAGCGACGCAAUCAGCAUCAAAGCUUCGUGGACGCAGCCAAGAAGAUGAACGUGUGGUAUACAUCACUCGCGUUCGGUGGAUUUGAAUCCAACUCCAAGGCCGAUGUCCAGCAAGCCCAUCUGAUGACAGAGGAGAUGAUGCGCCAAGCUGAUAUCAACUUCACCUCGAUCCGCGAGGGCCUGUACACUGAUGCCUUCCCUGUCUUCAUGGGGUGGUAUCCGAACACGUCGACCGUCUACCUGCCCUCCGACGGACCGAUAGCCUUCACCCUGCGCGCAGAGCUUUCCGAAGCAACGGCACGGUUGAUGAUCCGCGGUGGCUAUGACCGAGAGAUUGUCCUCGUCACUGCACAAGAGAAUAUCACAUUCUCCGAGAUCGUUGAUCUUAUCAACGAGACGACCGGGCGCAAUGUUCAAUUCAAGCUUGUUUCUCCGGAAGAAUUCGUGGCGCUCAAGGCCGAGGACGAAGGCGGAAAGCCCGCGGGAUUCUUCAAGGCCUUGGUUUCGUGGUACGAUGGUAUUGCGAAGGGAGAGACUGCCGCGGUCGACCCUUUGAUGGUAGAUUUGUUAGGUCGGGAUCCCGUUAGCCCGAGGGAUGCGAUCCGGGGGAUGUUGACGGAAGAUAGGGACUAUAAAUGGCAUCAAAACUAUGCGAAACGUGGUUAG